Molecule: messenger RNA, 351 nt
Organism: Marasmius oreades (fairy-ring Marasmius)
Lineage: Eukaryota; Fungi; Basidiomycota; Agaricomycetes; Agaricales; Marasmiaceae
Exons: 2
Coding region: 1-351 (116 amino acids)
Source: RefSeq, a predicted model, not a curated record
AUGCUCAUGUGCGAACAGUUCCUUGUGAACAAGUAUGGGAAAGUGACCGCUGGGGUUUGGGUGGCGAUCGUGAUUCAAUUUACUGUCGUUACACUGAUUAAUACAGCGUAUAGUGCUAUAACUCUGUUAGUGGUUGAUGCUGCGACGCCAGGAACAUUAGGGGCUGUCAACGGGUUAGCUCAGAUGCUUGCAUCGGGCUUCCGAGGCCUUGCACCGUCUGUAGCAUCUUCGUUGUUUGCGUUAUCGCUAGAUUCGCAAAUUGCUGGAGGGUACUUUGUUUAUAUCGUUCUUCUUGGUGUUGCGAUUACUGGGACGAGGUGUACCCUCAAUAAAAAAUGGGAUUUUGAGUAG